This is a messenger RNA of Homarus americanus (American lobster), 385 nucleotides long. RefSeq names its product aldehyde oxidase 3-like. The transcript has 3 exons. Gene Ontology annotation, molecular function: iron ion binding; oxidoreductase activity. NCBI's taxonomy places the organism in Eukaryota, Metazoa, Arthropoda, Malacostraca, Decapoda, Nephropidae. The record is from RefSeq and is a predicted model, not a curated record. Bases 23 to 385 code for a protein of 120 amino acids.
UUUCUGCGUCAACGCCUGUCUGAUGCCAGUGGCUGCCGUGCACGGGAUGGCGGUCACGACUGUGGAAGGCGUGGGAACCCUGAGGACACGUCUUCAUGUAGUACAGGAGAAGCUGGCCAAGGCCCACGGCUCCCAGUGCGGCUAUUGUACUCCAGGGAUGGUGAUGGCCGUGUACACCCUCCUCAGGAAUAACCCAGUCCCAAGCCUGGAUGACCUUCACCAUUACCUCACUGGUAACUUGUGUCGCUGCACCGGAUACCGCCCUAUUCUGGACGGUCUUGCCAGUCUCACUACCAACUCCUUCCCAUUACCUCCCUGUGGCAACACCAACUGCUGCAGGUUUAAAUCACCACCCACAGAACUGUCAUCGCCCAUCGUCACCUGA